CAUUGACAGUUUGACAAUCAUAAUUUUCAUAAUAUUGUAGGUUAGAUUUUGGAGUUUGUUCGGUUGAAAUUGAAAGUUUUAAUUUAAAAGAGAAAAAUAGACACGGUUAAGUACCCUUUGCUAUGGAGCGGUUAGGUACUACAAUUUUAAAUACACUAUGGAGACCAAGUUUGAAUAUAGUAAGAACAAGAUAUCAUGCUGAUAAAACUAGGCUUGUACGAAGAUAUGGGUAUGAGGAAAAACUUUGGUGUGGGGGUUUAUUACCAAGGAAUCCGGGAAGACAGUUACCUAUUCCAGAAUACAGGCCUGCAAAUGCGUGGACUGAACGCAGAGCAUUAUAUGGUCAGAAUGAUUAUAUAGAUAUAUUGGGUCCUGGGAAUCUUCACCCAGUCAAAACACUGUACACUGUCCCUUCAUGGAUUAGAGGAGUCAGUGGCCAUGAAUAUCAUAUAUUGUUAAGGAAGAAAAAAAUGUUUGCUAAAACAGCUUCACCAAUGGUUAGACCUACCAAGUGGAAGGAGUUAGAAAAACGGCUAUCUUAUUUGUAUAAAAAACUCAACAGGAAGACAAAAACUGGUCAAUCGCCGGACUAGAAACUUAAAUAGAAAUAAGCAUUUAUGGAAAAUAUGUAGUUUGUUAAUAAAUAAAAAAUAUAAUUAAGAUUU
Molecule: messenger RNA, 665 nt
Organism: Papilio polytes (common Mormon)
Lineage: Eukaryota; Metazoa; Arthropoda; Insecta; Lepidoptera; Papilionidae
Gene: mRpL51
Product: 39S ribosomal protein L51, mitochondrial
Exons: 4
Coding region: 123-593 (156 amino acids)
Biological process (GO): translation
Cellular component (GO): mitochondrial large ribosomal subunit
Molecular function (GO): structural constituent of ribosome
Source: RefSeq, a predicted model, not a curated record